AUGCCGACGGGACUGUAUGACAAGGACUCCGAACCUGCCGCAUGCGAGCCACGCCCGACGCGGUCCAUCUUCAACGGAGGAGCUUGUGGCCAACCCAAAAGGCCCGCAGAGGCACAGCGGGGGUUCAUAUUUAGAAAUUGCGGCAGCGCGCGCAGCCAAGCCCGGGUGAAACACACAAACACUAUGAGGUCGUGCGGCGAGCGGGAGGAGCAGCGAGACAGACAGACCACCCGACCCGCCCGCAGCAAGAGUCGCAGGCAUCACAGCAACAUGGCGGCCACCUCCAAAGCUCAUCCCGAAGGUGGCCUUGCAUAUCCAGAAGCCCUCGAUACCACCUUCAGCCAGCAGCGCUCGCAGCAGCCGCGACGAUGGUCGGCACAUAUGCGCCCAUGA
This is a messenger RNA of Prorocentrum cordatum, 393 nucleotides long. NCBI's taxonomy places the organism in Eukaryota, Dinophyceae, Prorocentrales, Prorocentraceae. The record is from the annotation of a GenBank genome assembly.